UGGCUGCGGCCAGUGUCAUGGCAUCCCGAGUGUGUGAAACUCCAGCUUGUAAUAGCGAAGCUAAGCUUCAGUGUCCAACGUGUAUAAAACUUGGUAUAGCAGGUUCUUUUUUCUGUUCACAGGACUGCUUCAAGGGCUCAUGGAGUGAACACAAGAAGGUGCACAAGAAAGCCAAAGAAGCAGAGAAUGAAAAGUCUGGACUAUUCAACCCAUGGCCUGGAUUUCACUUCACUGGAAAAUUGAGACCAUAUCAUGUGACGACAAAACGAACAGUACCAGACAUGAUACAAAGACCAGAUUAUGCCGAACACCCUGAAGGUACUCCUGUAUCAGAGAGGCAGCUCAAAGGUUCAACUAAUAUUAAAAUAAUGAACGAUGAAGAGAUCGACGGCAUGCGACUGGCUGGCCGGCUUGGUAGGGAAGUAUUAGAUGAAGCAGUCAAAGCUAUUGACAUUGGUGUGACAACUGACGAAAUAGACAGAAUCAUCCAUGAGGCUUGCAUUGACCGAGAGUGUUAUCCUUCUCCACUGAAUUAUUAUGGAUUCCCGAAGUCUUGCUGCACCUCUAUUAAUGAGGUUAUCUGCCAUGGGAUUCCGGAUCUGAGGCCACUAGAAGAUGGUGAUAUAAUGAACAUCGAUGUAACUGUGUACCACCGAAAUUUCCAUGGAGAUCUUAACGAAACUUUCUUUGUGGGCAACGUGGGUGAAAAAGCCAAACACUUGGUGAAGACAACACAUGAAUGUCUUCAGAUGGCAAUAAAUGAAGUGCGACCUGGAGUGCGCUAUCGUGAGAUUGGGAACGUCAUUCAGAAACAUGCUCAGGCCAACGGAUUUUCUGUCGUACGCAGUUACUGUGGACAUGGCAUUCAUCAAUUAUUUCAUACUGCGCCUAGUGUUCCACACUAUUCCAAAAACAAAGCUGUCGGUGUGAUGAAGCCAGGACAGUGUUUCACCAUCGAACCUAUGAUAUCUGAAGGAACCUGGCGAGAUGAGAUGUGGCCUGAUAACUGGACCGCCGUCACGUUUGACGGGAAGCUGUCCGCCCAGUUUGAGCACACCUUGCUUGUCACGGACAUCGGGUGUGACGUACUCACAAAGAGGCUAGAAAACAAUGGACAGCCACAUUUUAUGGACAAAAUGUAAUGAAAACAACAGUUUAAAAGAGAAAAUGUUAAAAUUGCUGCAUUCGCUUUAUUUUUGAAAGUGGAUCAUUGUUAGUGUACAGAAAACAUUCAAAAUGUUUGUUUUGUUAGAAAUACAGAUUUGUAUUCAUGUG
This is a messenger RNA of Gigantopelta aegis, 1275 nucleotides long. RefSeq names its product methionine aminopeptidase 1-like. Gene Ontology annotation, biological process: proteolysis. The record is from RefSeq and is a predicted model, not a curated record. The transcript is spliced from 13 exons. Gene Ontology annotation, molecular function: metalloaminopeptidase activity. Bases 18 to 1142 code for a protein of 374 amino acids. Lineage: Eukaryota; Metazoa; Mollusca; Gastropoda; Neomphalida; Peltospiridae.